Messenger RNA from Phyllostomus discolor (pale spear-nosed bat), 942 nucleotides. RefSeq names its product mitochondrial ribosomal protein L13 (gene MRPL13). Gene Ontology annotation, molecular function: structural constituent of ribosome; mRNA binding. NCBI's taxonomy places the organism in Eukaryota, Metazoa, Chordata, Mammalia, Chiroptera, Phyllostomidae. The coding region runs from base 145 to 681 and encodes 178 amino acids. Gene Ontology annotation, biological process: negative regulation of translation; translation. Gene Ontology annotation, cellular component: ribosome; mitochondrial large ribosomal subunit. The record is from RefSeq and is a predicted model, not a curated record. The transcript has 7 exons.
UGGGAAGUUUGGAGGGGACCCAGGAAAAGCGGAGAACACGCAAGUAUUGGCCCUUCUAGGAACUGUCAUGCUUGGGUGAAUGCGUUUCCCGCCGGGCCAGUGACGCUGCGGAAAGGAUCGCGGCGGUCCUGAUGGUGGGGGAGCAUGUCGAGUUUCUCUAGGGCGCACCAGCAAUGGGCCACAUUUGCUCGAGUUUGGUAUCUCUUAGAUGGGAAAAUGCAGCCCCCUGGCAAACUUGCUGCUCUGGCCUCCGUUAAACUUCAAGGAUUACAUAAACCUAUGUACCAUCCACUGAGUGACUGCGGUGAUCACAUUGUCAUAAUUAACACAAGGCACAUCGCAUUUUCUGGAAACAAAUGGGAACAAAAAGUAUACUCUUCACACACCGGGUACCCAGGGGGAUUCAAACAAGUAACAGCUGCCCAGCUUCACCAGCAGGAUCCAGUGGCUAUUGUAAAACUGGCCAUUUAUGGCAUGCUGCCAAAAAACCUGCACAGAAGGACUAUGAUGCAGAGGUUGCAUCUCUUCCCAGAUGAGAGCAUACCAGAAGAUAUUCUCCGGAAUGUAGCGGAAGAGCUGCCACAACCACGGAAGGUGCCCAAACGCCUGGACGAGUACUCGCGCGAGGAAGUGGAGGCUUUCCCCAGGCUGUGGACUCCGCCUGAUGACUUACGGCUGUAGGAGAGUGAAGACUGCAGAAAAUCGCAGUGAAGUGAUUGAAACUUCCUCCUGCUAAGCCUCUCCUAGCCCAGGGGCCGCGUGGAACAUUGUUGCAUUGAACAGGAAACCCGUUAAGGGUGCUGAGAGUUUUUGGAAAGAGGUCAGGAAGGGAUCUUCCUUCAACAGGAAGUUGCAGUAAAUGUAUUUUGUGGAAUUGCUUUAUCGUGUAAUUGGAUUUGAAUGUUAUCAGUGGCGAUAAGAAUAAAAUUGCGUCCUUGGCUA